ACAGCAGUUCAGGCUGUGGUUCGCAGGAAGCACACAUUGGCUUUUUGAUUCUUGCUAGUUCCCAGCUCACAAUUUGGGAGGAUCUAACGCCAGCCUUCACGUGAAGGGGGACCCAAGGACAGUGCAGAGCUGGGUGGUCCCAGCCCUGGAGCCCGGCUAGCCUGACAUGGAAAUGGAGGCAAACGACCAUUUUAACUUUACUGGCCUUUCCCCUGUACCUGCUGCCUCAGGACUGAAACCCUCUCCUUCUUCAGGGGAGGGCCUCUACACUAACGGGUCUCCCAUGAACUUCCCCCAGCAAGGGAAAAGUUUGAAUGGGGAUGUGAAUGUUAAUGGCUUAUCUACUGUAUCUCACACUACUACUUCAGGGAUUUUGAACUCUGCUCCCCACUCCUCCAGCACCUCACACCUCCAUCACCCCAGCGUGGCUUACGACUGUCUCUGGAACUACUCACAGUACCCAUCCGCCAAUCCUGGCAGCAACCUCAAGGACUCAUCCCUUCUCUCCCAGUUCUCUGGGGGACAAUACCCACUCAAUGGCAUCCUUGGGGGCAGCCGGCAACCUUCAUCCCCAAGUCACAACACUAACCUUCGGGCUGGGAGCCAAGAGUUCUGGGCCAACGGUACCCAGAGUCCCAUGGGGCUUAACUUCGACUCACAGGAACUGUAUGAUUCCUUUCCUGACCAGAAUUUUGAGGUGAUGCCCAAUGGACCCCCUAGUUUUUUCACCUCCCCACAGUCUUCUCCUAUGUUGGGAUCCAGCAUCCAGACCUUUGCACCCUCCCAGGAGGUAGGCAGUGGUAUCCAUCCUGAUGAGACGGGAGAAAAGGAGCUGACUUCAGUGGUGGCAGAGAAUGGCACUGGCUUGGUAGGCAGCCUGGAGUUGGAAGAAGAGCAGCCAGAACUGAAGAUGUGUGGCUAUAAUGGCUCCGUCCCCUCUGUGGAAUCAUUGCACCAAGAGGUCUCAGUCCUGGUCCCUGACCCUUCAGUGAGCUGCUUAGAUGAUCCUUCACACCUUCCUGAUCAACUGGAAGACACUCCAAUCCUCAGUGAAGAUUCUCUGGAGCCCUUCAACUCUCUGGCACCAGAGCAAGUGAGUGGAGGACUCUAUGGUAUAGAUGAUACAGAGUUGAUGAGUGGAGAGGACAAGCUGCCUCUGGAGGACAGCCCUGUGAUUUCUGCCCUUGAUUGUACUUCACUUAAUAACACCACUGCCUUCAGUCUCCUGGCAGAUGAUAGUCAAACUUCAGCCUCUAUCUUUGCCAGCCCGACCUCUCCACCUGUCUUAGGGGAGUCUGUCCUGCAAGAUAACAGCUUUGAUCUGAAUAAUGGUAGUGAUACAGAACAGGAAGAAAUGGAGGCUCAGGCUUCUGACUUCCCACCACCCCUGACCCAGCCAGCCUCUGACCAGCCAUCCACUAUUCACCUACACACAGCAACCUCACCAGCAGUAUCACCAACAGUGUCCCCGGAAAUCUCCUUGGCAGUUUCUCCAGCAGCCUCUUCGGAAAUCUCUCCAGAAGUCUCCCCAGCAGUCUCUCCAGCACCCUUCCCAACAGUCUCUCCAACUUCCUCAGCAGCACCCCCAGCAGUCUCCUCAGAAGUCUCCCUGACAGCUUCCCCAGUGACCUCCCCAAAAACCUCCCCUGCAGCUUCCCCAGCAGCAGCCUCCCCAACAAACAAGGAUGUCAGCAGCUUCUCUGAAACCACUGCUGACCUGGAAGAGAUAGCUGGAGAAGGAAACACUGCUGGUAGUGGUGAUGUUCUAAGGAGACGUAUCGCUACACCAGAAGAAGUUCGUCUUCCUCUCCAGCAUGGGUGGCGGAGAGAGGUGCGAAUCAAGAAGGGCAGCCACCGAUGGCAGGGGGAGACUUGGUAUUAUGGCCCCUGUGGAAAGAGGAUGAAGCAGUUCCCGGAAGUGAUCAAGUACCUGAGCCGCAACGUAGUACACAAUGUCCGCCGUGAACACUUCAGCUUCAGUCCCCGCAUGCCUGUUGGAGAUUUCUUUGAAGAGAGAGACACACCAGAGGGCAUGCAGUGGGUACAGCUCUCAGCAGAGGAAAUCCCAUCCAGGAUUCAGGCAAUUACUGGCAAACGGGGCCGACCUCGAAACACCGAGAAGGCCAAGAUCAAGGAGGUCCCCAAGGUGAAACGGGGCCGAGGUCGGCCGCCCAAGGUGAAAAUCACUGAACUAUUGAAUAAGACAGACAACCGCCUCCUAAAGAAACUAGAGACCCAGGAAACACUGAAUGAGGAGGAUAAAGCAAAAAUGAGUAAAAUUAAGAAGAAGAUAAGGCGGCAGGUACAACGGGGAGAAUGUCAGACUACUAUCCAAGGGCAGGCCAGAAACAAGCGGAAACAAGAGACUAAGAGCUCAAAGCAGAAGGAAGCUAAGAAGAAAUCCAAGGCUGAGAAGGAGAAGGUAAAAACAAAGCAAGAAAAACUGAAGGAAAAAGUCAAGAGGGAAAAGAAGGAGAAGGUAAAAAUGAAGGAAAAGGAGGAGAUAGCCAAAGCCAAGCCAGCCUGUAAAGCAGAUAAGACCCUGGCCACACAGAGGCGCUUGGAGGAACGGCAGAGGCAGCAGAUGAUCUUGGAGGAGAUGAAGAAGCCCACAGAGGAUAUGUGCCUGACUGACCACCAGCCCCUGCCUGACUUCUCACGUAUCCCUGGUCUGAUACUGCCCAGUGGGGCCUUCUCAGACUGCUUGACCAUUGUGGAGUUCCUGCACAGCUUCGGCAAGGUGCUGGGCUUUGAUCCUGCCAAAGAUGUGCCUAGCCUGGGGGUCCUGCAGGAGGGACUCCUGUGUCAAGGCGACAGCUUGGGCGAGGUGCAGGAUCUGCUGGUGCGGCUCCUCAAGGCUGCGCUCUAUGAUCCUGGCUUGCCCUCCUACUGUCAGUCCCUAAAGAUCUUGGGGGAGAAGGUGUCCGAGAUCCCACUGACGAGAGACAACGUGUCAGAGAUCCUGCGCUGCUUCCUCAUGGCAUAUGGAGUGGAGCCAGCCCUCUGUGACAGCCUGCGCACCCAGCCUUUUCAGGCCCAGCCACCCCAACAGAAGGCUGCCAUCCUGGCCUUCCUUGUGCAUGAGCUCAAUGGCUCCACCCUCAUCAUCAAUGAAAUUGACAAGACCCUGGAGAGUAUGUCCAGCUACAGGAAAAACAAGUGGAUUGUGGAAGGCCGGCUCCGGAGACUGAAAACUGCUCUGGCCAAGCGAACUGGGCGGCCCGAAGUAGAGAUGCAAGGGUCAGAGGAAGGCCUGGGGCGGAGGCGUAGUUCUCGGAUCACGGAGGAGACCAGCGGCAUGGAAGAGGAGGAAGAGGAAGAGGCUAUAGCAGCUGGUCGUGGCCGUAGGGGUCGAAGAGACGGAGAGGUUGAUGUCCCAGCAUCCAGCAUCCCAGAGCUAGAGCGCCAGAUAGAAAAACUCAGCAAGCGUCAGCUCUUCUUUCGCAAAAAGCUACUUCACUCAUCCCAGAUGCUUCGGGCUGUCUCCUUGGGUCAAGACCGCUACAGACGCCGCUACUGGGUGCUGCCAUAUUUGGCUGGUAUCUUUGUGGAAGGAACAGAGGGGAAUUUAGUUCCUGAGGAUGUAAAGCAGGAAACUGACUCAUUAAAGGCGGCAGCCCAUCCAGCAUAUAACACAGCCCUCUUUGUAAAGAAGGAGUUAGCAGACUCCAGUACCUCUGCUGGUUCUCCUGCCCGGGCUCGAGGCCGACCUCGAAAAACUAAGCCUGGGUCUGUGCGACCUAGGCACCUUAAGUCUCCUGUCAAGAGUGAGGAUUCAGAACAGUCGCAUGCCCAACCUCAGCCUGAGGCCCAGCUCCAUCCUCAGUUUCACCCCCAGCCCCAGGCCCAGUCUCAGCUUCAGUCCCACCCCCAGUCCCAUAGUGAGUUCCUGGAGCCAGAAGGCUCCCCUUUGUCUCUGAGUCAGAGCCAGCAUGACCUCAGCCAGUCAGCCUUCCUGUCUUGGCUGAGCCAGACUCAGAGCUGCGGCUCCCUGUUGAGCAGCUCAGUCCUCACACCUGAUAGCAGCCCAGGAAAACUGGACCCAGCCCCAUCACAGCCCCUGGAGGAGCCAGAGCCUGAUGAAGCAGAAUCCAGCCCUGAUCUUCAGGCUCCCUGGCUUAACUUCUCAGCCCAGAUGCCCUGCAAUGCUGCCCCUACACCACCCCCUGCAGUUUCUGAGGACCAGUCCACUCCCUCCCCUCAGCUUCCUGCCUCCUCCAAGCCGCUGAUUAGACCCAGUGCUGCUGAUUCCUGUUCUCCAGUGCAACUCUGUUCUACCCCUUUACCUGUGGUAACCCCCAAGAGGCGUGCAGGAGACCCUGGAGAAACACCACAGAGUCCCACAGGGCUGGGACAACCAAAACGGAGAGGCAGACCGCCUAGUAAGUUCUUCAAACAGAUGGAGCAGCGUUACCUAACCCAGUUGACAGCCCAGCCUGUGCCCCCUGAGAUGCACUCUGGCUGGUGGUGGAUCCGAGAUCCUGAAACAUUGGAUGCCACACUCAAGGCCCUGCACCCCCGUGGCAUCCGGGAGAAAGCACUUCACAAACACCUUAGCAAGCACAGGAACUUCUUGCAGGAAGUCUGCCUACGGCCCCCAACUGACUCCAUCUUUGAGCCUAGUCAGCUACCUACCUUUCAAGAAGGUCUUACGAGCUGGUCCCUCAAAGAGAAGACGUAUGAGACAGACCUGGCUGUGCUUCAGUGGGUUGAGGAGCUGGAACAGCGAGUUAUCCUUUCUGAUCUACAGAUUCGGGGCUGGACAUGUCCUAGCCCAGACUCGACCCGUGAAGACUUGGCCUACUGUGAGCAUCUGCCUGACUCCCAAGAGGACAUCACCUGGCGGGGUCGGGGCAGGGAAGGAUUAGCACCCCAGCGUAAAACUACCAACCCUCUGGACCUGGCUGUGAUGCGGCUGGCUGCACUGGAGCAGAAUGUAGAGCGGCGGUACCUGCGGGAGCCCCUCUGGUCACCCCACGAGGUUGUGCUGGAGAAGGCCCUGCUCAGUACACCCAACGGUGCCCCCCAGUGCACCACCACAGAGAUAUCAUAUGAGAUCACCCCUCGCAUUCGGGCUUGGCGCCAGACUCUUGAGCGGUGCCGGAGUGCAGCCCAGGUGUGCUUGUGCCUGGGCCAGCUGGAGAGGUCCAUUGCCUGGGAGAAGUCUGUCAACAAAGUGACCUGUCUAGUCUGCCGGAAGGGUGACAACGAUGAGUUUCUUCUGCUUUGUGAUGGGUGUGACCGUGGCUGCCACAUUUACUGCCAUCGGCCCAAGAUGGAGGCUGUCCCAGAAGGAGACUGGUUCUGUGCUGUCUGUUUGGCCCAGCAGGUAGAGGGAGAAUUCACCCAGCAGCCUGGUUUCCCAAAGCGAGGCCAGAAGCGGAAAAGUGGUUAUGUGCUGAACUUCCCAGACGGUGAUGGCCGCCAACGCCGGCUACUGUCUAGGGGCCGAGAAAACCUAGUAGUGCCUCAGUGUUCAGAAGAAGGGUUGUCCCCGUCCAAACGACGGCGGCUCUCCAUGCGCAACCACCACAGUGAUCUCACGUUUUGCGAGAUUAUCCUAAUGGAGAUGGAGUCCCAUGAUGCAGCGUGGCCUUUCCUGGAGCCUGUGAACCCACGGUUGGUGAGCGGGUACCGGCGCAUCAUCAAAAACCCCAUGGAUUUUUCCACCAUGCGGGAACGGCUGCUUCGGGGAGGGUAUACCAGCUCUGAGGAGUUCGCAGCUGACGCCCUCCUGGUCUUUGACAACUGCCAGACCUUCAACGAGGAUGACUCUGAAGUGGGCAAGGCUGGGCACAUCAUGCGCCGCUUCUUUGAGAGCCGCUGGGAGGAGUUUUAUCAGGGAAAACAGGCCAAUCUGUGAGGCAAGGGAGGUGGGGAGUCACCGUGUGGCAUCCGUCCUCCCUCCCCCCCCCCCCCCAAAAAAAAAAAAAAACAAACCUGCCAUUCUCACCUGCUGAUGCUGCCCUGGGCCCAGACUCAAGAGUCAGUUGUGCCGUGAUUUUUGACCUGACCCUUGGCAGCACCCCACAUCCUCUUCUCCCCACACCCCUUUCUCCCUUUCCUCCUCUUGCUCCUCAGAUAAGAGGGGCAGAGAUGAGGUCCUUCUGAACUGAAAGCCAAAAAAAAGAAAGAAAAAAAUAAUUUUUCCUUUCUGUUUUAUUUCCUAAUUAAAAAUAGGGAGGGGGAAAGACAACAUCCCUGCUUCCUCCUCCCAGCUUCCUCUCCUUCCCUGUAUGUGCCCCAGCAUUCUGGGGCUAUUUAACAAUAGCAAUAGUUCUAGUGAAUGUGUGAAACCGAGAAACACUCUGUACUGUGUGUGGACCCGCAGUGACGGCCAGUAAAGUGGACUUAACUCCCAAGUGUGUCGAGCCGGACACCGGGCCCUGGACAUGCUGCUUCCAUGUUCAGUCCCUCUCCUGCUUCUUGCCCACCCCCGUUUUUCAGAUUUUUCCUCAUCCAAUAAUGUAAAACUAUCGUGUACGGGUUCCUCCCUCCUUUUCUCUUCCUCCAAAUCUUUUUUUCCUUCAAAGGAAAAAAAAAGUUCAGUGGUCCCUGUCUUUCUCUCUGUCCCCAUCUUCUGCCAAUAGCUAUCCCCUCUAUAAUGUCGGAUGCUCCUCACAUGCUGAGUUUCCAGCCUUUUCUGAAACUCAGUACCUGGGGAGAGGGCAGGGAGGCACCCUAAGCCUUCUAGCCUCCUUCCCCACCUCUUACCCAAACCUCCCUCUUGGGAACUCCUCAGGGACAACUACUGCUGAGUUUGGGUGCACCCCCAAGAUGGAGGCCAGGUAGCAAUGACUGGCCUCAGAGAGAGAGGUGUACGCAUGUGCGAGAGAGAGAGAAUGCUGUGAUUGUGCCCCUGUAUUGUUUGGUGAGAUCCAUUCAGUUUCCCCAAGUAUCUGUUUUUAUUCCCUCUUUUCCCAUUGUUUGAAACCAUCACUUUUUUGUCUUUGGGAAACAACAAGGAACAGUUUUCUCUGGGGACAAGGCCGUGUCUCUCUCCUCUCUCCCAGUCAUUUCUGUUCCAGCCUCUUCAAACUGUGCAAUCUUUCAGCAGGAACUUCCUCUCUCCUUUCAGUAGCUUUGAGUCUUAAGUUUUUGCAGGGAGAGGGGCAGAACUGGACCUUUUCCUAAUCCCAUGAGCCUCUGUGGGUUUAGUUGUGUUUUCCUCCCCUACUUCAUGCCCCAGGACACCUUCCCCAGCAGCAGAGACCCCGGAGCACAGGAGAGUAGGGAGGAGGGGUUCUGGGUCCACGACUGCCCUACAUGUGACUAUGCCCAAGUUAAGCUCCCAACCCAUGAGAGGAAGGCUGCUAACUCUCAGCUGUAGCCAUGGGCUCCUGGCCCCCUGCUUUCCUGCUCAGCGGAGCCCCUCCCAUCAGAGAUUACGGGUACUUGCACUGGGGAGGUGGCUGUUGGCUGGCCCAGGCAGAGAGCUGAGGCGUCCUAGAACCAUACCCUUGGUGGUGGUGGUGGGGAAGGGGGGUACCAGGUGAGGUGGAGCAUUCCUUGUACUUCCAGCAGCACUGAAUAGCCACUGAAGGGGGUGGGGGGCAGUGUAGUUCCUGGGGCAGCCCCUUAUUCCUUUGUGUCCCUUCUCCCCCUUAGCCUAUUUCUAAAGUCGCCUUUUCUGUCAGAUAAACCUCAAAACCUUUAAUUU
Trichechus manatus latirostris (Florida manatee) is the source of this 7660-nucleotide messenger RNA. It is a transcript of the gene BAZ2A, whose product is annotated as bromodomain adjacent to zinc finger domain 2A. Lineage: Eukaryota; Metazoa; Chordata; Mammalia; Sirenia; Trichechidae. The record is from RefSeq and is a predicted model, not a curated record. The transcript has 29 exons. The coding region runs from base 167 to 5863 and encodes 1898 amino acids. Gene Ontology annotation, molecular function: DNA binding; protein binding. Gene Ontology annotation, cellular component: rDNA heterochromatin.